AUGGCUGAUGCCGGCAAGAAAACCAACCUCGACCAGGAGGCUACACCCGGAAGGAACGACCAGGAGGAUGAAGGCGUCGGAGCAUGGGGGGACAUCUUGCUCGUUGCUGCCGUCAGCUCUCUCGCUGCCGUCGCCACCUUCGAGAACGCCCUUGACGCCGAUUUCGUGUUCGAUGACAAUGGCGCGAUCGUUGAGAACGAGGACGUCGUCUCACGGGGGAGCAUCGGAGACAAGGUCUCGAACAUGUUCCAGCACGACUUCUGGGGGAGGCCGAUGCCAGUGAGCGCGCACAAGGCCGGUGGACGGCUGGACAGGAGAGGUACCAUAGGAGGUGGGCAGGUUGCCUUCAGCUCUGUGGGUAUUCCCCAGAUCAAGUGGCAAGCUCCCGCUCUUGGUGACGAGGAGUAUGAUCGCGCCGAUCCUGACAUGGUCAAGGCGGUCGGGACAUUGUUUGCUACCCACCCGGUGCAUUGCGAGGCUGUCGUCGGUCUGGUAGGGCGAGCAGACUUGCUGUCUGCCUUAUUCUACCUCCUGUCUCUCCUGCUCUACUUUCCUGCAUCUGUCAGCGGCCAUGUCGGCCGAGGUCGAGCAGCAGGAUGCUUUAUUCUUGCGCUGGCCAUGGUUGCGCUAUCCCUCCUUUGCAAGGAGACAGGGAUUACUGCUCUUGCGGAACCGGGGAGACGAUGUGCGGGAUGGUAUAUGCUGCGUCUCAGCAUUCUGACAGCCUUCGGUUCCUUGCUCUUGUUGUUGCGAAUCCGAAUCAUGCAUGGAUCGCCAACCUUCACAGCCGAGAACAAUCCUGCAGCGUUCGUAGAGGAAGCCCUCUACCGAUGGUUGUCCUACUGGCAGUACUACGUCGUCAACGCUCGACUGCUCCUGUUUCCCCGUUGGCUGUGCUGUGACUGGAGCAUGGGUUGCAUUAGGACAGUCAAAGACCUGCGGGACCCUCGGAACGUUUACUCUCUCGCCCUCCUACUCUUCAUCGCAACCUUGCUGGGUCAGGAUGCGUCCUCGCUUGUCCCCGUUCACAACCCGCGCAUGCCUGUGUUCCUUCAAGACAGCCAGUCAGCGCACCGUGACGUCUUCGAUCGUCCUGCUGAUUGGUCGAAAACGAGCGUCUCACCUCCCGUUGAACUGACUCAAAGGCAGUUCCUUUCAUCCCCGCCUCCAACCUCUUUUUCACCGUUGGGUUCGCAGUCGCAGGAUCACCCAGAGCGCAUCAUGUACCUGCCCUCCGCUGGUUUCUGCUGCCUGGCCGCAGCCCUGCUCACUCCUUCCUCUCCAGCCCUCGGACAAGUCGCGAUCUCCCUCCUGGGGCUCGUCGGUUCCGCCAUGGCGUACGCAGCGAGGGCGAGGAACUUGGACUGGAUGUCGUCGGACAGGAUCUUCGAGUCAGGGAUCAGGGUCUGCCCUGACAAUGCAAAACUUCACUACAACCUGGCUCAUGUCACUUGCAAAGGAGUGGCAGAGGGGAGCAAGAAAGCUUCGGAGUAUGAGAGGUGCAGGAGCUUGUAUGAGAAAGCUGUCUCUUUGGCUCCAAACUUCGGAGAGGCUCUCGGGUCCCUCGCAACCUUCUACGAGGAGACCGAUGUCAAGAAGUCAGUGGAGUUCCUGCAACAAGCUGUCAAGGUCAACCCCUACAGCAAGAGGGCUCACAAGAACCUUGGUGAUCUGCUGGCUAGGAAGGAGCUGAGCAUUCAAGGGGCAAUCGUGCACUACGAGAAUGCGAUCAGGAUUGACCCUCAGUAUGCUGACGCGUACAACAACCUCGGCAACAGUACCCGCACGUCUGUUCUAGGAGGAAGAACUCACUUGUCCUGCACAGCUCUGCUGGCGUUGGGAGACAUGGAGAGGGUGGAACGGCAUUAUCGCAUCGCGCUGCUCCUGGAUCCUUCUCACCCCAACGCAAGGCUCAACAUCGAGACGUUUUUCUCUCAGGCACUGACGGAUUGA
Guillardia theta CCMP2712 is the source of this 1953-nucleotide messenger RNA. RefSeq lists its product as hypothetical. The transcript is spliced from 19 exons. Bases 1 to 1953 code for a protein of 650 amino acids. Gene Ontology annotation, molecular function: protein binding. Lineage: Eukaryota; Cryptophyceae; Pyrenomonadales; Geminigeraceae. The record is from RefSeq and is a predicted model, not a curated record.